UAUUUCCAUCUCCAUCGUCAAUAAAUAGGUAAACGGCUAAGUCUUCCUCUUGAGGGCCCUUCAUCAAAUUGCAACGUUCUCAUCAACGACCAAAAGACAAGUCUUCAAUAACCUUAGCUUCACUAGUAUCCGCAUGGAAUACUCUUUAUCUGCCUUAAAUGUCUCACUUAAUUACCUUACACUACUUGGAUAAGUACUAAUACACCCUUGUAGUGGGGCCCUUCUCCGGACACCGCGCAUAGCGGUAGCUUUAGUGCAUUGGGCUGCCCUUUAAACUCAAUUUUUCAAAAUAUUAAUUGGUACCCAGAAACUAGCUGGUUUAAUUGCAUUUACUCUUACAUGACAAUAUUGAAGUCCCUUCUGUACUAUUGAACAAAGCCUCUUCUUUCAUAAUAGUAUUGGGAGAAUAAAAGAAAAGAAGCAAAGUAGUAGUAGGCAAAUGUCUAAGGGAGCCAUUCUGCUUAAAUAUUCUACAUUAGUCCUUAUAAUCGUCUUUCUGCAUAUUCCUCAUACAUGCAAUGCUAGGAAGAGCAAACACUACUGCUGUCCCCCUUCUACUUGUGGCCAUAUCCGUAACAUAAGCUUCCCUUUUCGCUUGAACACCGAUCCCAAACAUUGUGGAGAUGAUCCAACAAUAUUUGAAUUAGCUUGUGAAGGCAACCAAACGGUUAUAUGGUUAUCUUCCAUACAGUCAUCAACUAUGAUAACCAGACACUUCGACUGGUAGAUCAAACUUUGCAAACACAAGAUGUAUGCUCUUUGAGACCUCGGCUUACCUUCUACGGACAUGCUGGAACUUUUGGCUAUUCUUUUUAUUAUCAUCUAUAUCCUAAAAGAACAGCAGAGCCUAUUUUCAUAUUCAACUGUCCUCUUGCUGUUAAUAAUUCCUCGAGAUUUCUGGAAAUUGGUGGCUGCAAAUCAAGCAGAUACACUUAUUUAAAGAUGGGAGAAAUGAAUGCCUCCGAAGUGAGUGAUGGAUGCGGAGCAGAAUUUAUAGGCCUGACCUCUUGGCCUAAUAUUAAAGAUCAUGUCCACGACAACAUUUCCCUUUCUGAUUUUCAUCAAGCAAUCCUCUAUGGCUUUGAGUUGUAUUAUUGGAAUCUGCGUUUUGGUGGAAGGAUUAGUGUUAUUGAAUUGAUUAGAUACGUGAUUAGAGUGAUAAACGAUGAGGUGCUACCUUCGGUUUUUGCGAGAUAUUUGGAAGCAAAAUUUGUGAUCGGCCUUCCUUUCAUAAUUGCAUUUCUGGUGAUCAAAUUCAGAAGGAGGCAUUUGUCGAUGUAUGAUACUAUUGAAGGCUUUUUGCAAACACAAAACAAUUUCAUGCCAAUCAGAUAUAAUUACUACAACAUAAAGAGAAUGACCAGAGGGUUCAAAGAAAAAUUAGGUGAGGGAGGCUACGGCAGUGUAUACAAAGGAAAGCUUCGAAGUGGUAGAAAUGUAGCAGUGAAGAUGUUGAGUAAGCCUAAAGCUGGUGGUCAGGAUUUCAUGAAUGAAGUAGCUACCAUUGGAAGAAUUCAUCAUGUCAAUGUGGUCGGGCUCGUGGGGUAUUGUGUUGAGAGAACAAAGCGUGCUCUUGUGUAUGACUUCAUGCCCAAUGGAUCACUCGACAAGUACAUCAGCACCAGUCAAGAACAAAGUCCAGUGUUGAGUUGGCAGAGGAAGUAUGACGUUGUUCUUGGAGUGGCUCGAGGAAUUGAGUAUUUGCAUCGAGGAUGUGACGUACGAAUUUUGCACUUUGACAUCAAGCCACACAACAUUCUUCUGGAUGAGAAUUUCAUUCCAAAGAUUUCUGACUUUGGGCUUGCAAAAUUAUAUCCAACAGAUAAUAGCAUAGUGACUCUCACAGCUGCUCGUGGAACGAUUGGAUGUGUUGCUCCAGAGUUGAUCAGCAGAAGCAUUGGAGCUAUCUCUUAUAAAGCUGAUGUUUACAGUUUCGGAAUGCUGCUAAUGGAAAUGCUGGACUUGAAGGGAAAUGUAGUUGAAACUGAAGAAAAAUCUAGCCAAUACUUUCCAUGUUGGGUUUAUGAUAAGUUCAACAAAGGCAAGGAGAUAGUGGUGGAUGAAGAAGCAAAUGAUGAUGAGAAGGAGAUGGCUAGAAAGACUUUAGUUGCAUUAUGGUGCAUACAAACAAAUCCAGUACAACGCCCUUCGAUGAGUAAGGUAGUAGAAAUGCUUGAAGGCGAAGUUCAAGUGCUAGAGGUACCUCCUCAGCCUAUUCAAUCUCAACCGAUUGGUCCAUUGUUUCAUCAGAUCAUGGAAAGUUCUAUGACGUUUUCGUCUGAUUCAAUUGCUUUGUUAGAAAAUUCUGCUAAUAAUCCCGUUGAAUUAGACAUAUGUUCUGAUUGAUUCACUGUUUAUUUAAAAUGACAAAUAUUUAUGAGGUCUGUUGUAAACCAAGGCCCGUUGCCUACCGCAUGAUCUCUGCAGUGUGAUUAUUUAAUA
This is a messenger RNA of Capsicum annuum, 2442 nucleotides long. Its product is annotated as rust resistance kinase Lr10. NCBI's taxonomy places the organism in Eukaryota, Viridiplantae, Streptophyta, Magnoliopsida, Solanales, Solanaceae. Gene Ontology annotation, molecular function: protein kinase activity; ATP binding. Gene Ontology annotation, biological process: protein phosphorylation. The record is from RefSeq and is a predicted model, not a curated record.